CUAUGAAAUAAGUUUGCCUGUUGCCGGUUUCAUAGUUGGUUGUUGUUUUACACAAACAACACAUGUAUUUGUCUCAAAUUGAGCACUCCAGAAACCUACACUAAGAGUCGACGAUCUUGGCAUAAGAUCGACAAGUUAGUCAGUUAUGAAGUUGCUACGAAACAGGCAACACAACAUACGCAAUAAGUUAUUUCCGUUACGGAAAUUUGUAAAAUUCAUUCGUCCGUCAAACUAAUAAAGUGUUGUGUGUACUGUUAAGUUAAAUUUGUGUAAAUGGAAAAUAUAGUACAACCAAUUAACGGUAUAUAAAUAAUUAAACAAAGUGAUAAUAAUAUAACAAACACCAAUUUGUUUUAAAAUAAGUGACAAUCCAAAAAAAAAAACUUUACACGUAUUUUGAGUUAGUGCGGUAUUUGUGCGUAUAUAGCAAUACCCACUACUAAAGUGUUGGAUAUAUAAAAAAUAAAUCUCACAAAUUCCACUUGGAAGCUGAAAAACAAUGACAGUAACCGCAUUUGCCGCCGCAAUGCACAGACCCUUCUUCAAUGGAUACGCCACCAUGCAAGAUGCGGGACAAGGACGUGUCAAUCAGUUGGGUGGAGUAUUCAUAAAUGGUCGCCCUUUACCGAAUAAUAUACGCUUAAAGAUCGUCGAGAUGGCCGCUGAGGGUAUACGUCCAUGCGUCAUAUCGCGUCAGUUGCGCGUAUCACACGGUUGCGUUUCGAAGAUACUCAAUCGCUAUCAGGAGACCGGCUCCAUACGUCCGGGUGUUAUUGGUGGUUCGAAGCCACGUAUUGCCACACCAGAAAUUGAGAAUCGCAUUGAGGAGUACAAACGUCAGAACCCAAGCAUAUUCUCUUGGGAGAUCAGAGAUAAAUUGAUACGUGAUGGUAUUUGUGAUCGCACAACAGCACCUUCGGUCUCGGCGAUUUCUCGUUUGGUACGCGGACGCGAUGCGCCCGCCGAUGAUGAUGGACAGAAGACACUAUCCGGUUCGGAACAUUCACACAAACCCUCCGAUGAGGAUGCAUCGGAUUGCGAGAGUGAACCGGGAAUAGCGUUGAAACGUAAACAACGUCGCAGUCGCACCACUUUCACCGCUAUGCAAUUGGAGGAGUUGGAACGCGCUUUUGAGCGCACGCAAUAUCCCGAUAUUUAUACACGUGAGGAAUUGGCACAACGCACAAAUCUCUCAGAGGCACGCAUACAGGUGUGGUUCAGCAAUAGACGCGCUCGCUUGCGUAAGCAGAACACUUCCGGUCCUACGACGGGCAGCAGUGUUAGCGCGAUGACAGGCAGUUAUGUGCCCCAUCAACUGCCCCCAGUUGCUGCUGCUGCCGCGGCGGCGAAUAACUAUGCUGCAGCGGCUGCUGCUGCUGGCAUGUUGCCGUCGGUUUCGUCCGAAGCCACAGCAAUGGCUGCUGCAUAUCAACAACAAAUGUACGAUUUCUAUGCCGGACACCCCACAGCUCCCGUGGCGAAUCUAUCACCCAGCACAAUGGUACCGGGUACUGCUUCGAUGACACCACCACAUCAAUUCUACGGCUCCGCACCCAACUAUAAUCUGCCCUCGCAUAACCUACUAGGAAACAGCUCGGUUGGCGCAACAACGAGUGGCGCUCAACACACCGCUGAUAUUGGUGCCACUUUACAGUCGCAAUAUCAAUCGAUCUCACCGCUAAUGCGCUCAAAUAGCAACAAUAAUAGCAUGAGCUCAUGCCAAGGUAGCAACAAUCAUAAUCUCAAUUAUGCAACUGAAGCCGCAACGGAUUCCAACCAAUUGUUGACUCGUGACGACAGUCCCAACACAUCGGUGUCGCCAGCAUUCGGCGCUACGGCUAACAACAGUGGCAUUCAAUUACCACCCACACCCAAUAGUUUAAGCGCCGUUAUUGGCAAUGAAACGCAUGUGAGCGGUAAUGCCAUUGGCUCAACGAGUGCCUCGAACGCUGCUGAAGAAUUGCAAAGUGCGUUGAAGACAGAACCACAACAAAUGCAACAACUAUACGGCAGCUGGAAUGCAUCAAUGGCGCAACAGCAAUCCACUUCGAAUCACAAUAUGUCUACCGCGCGACCCACAGCUCCUCUCUCGCCGGAGGAUUCGUUGAACUCGAGUUCAUCACAAAUACCCGAAUCGACGGCGGCACAUAUGAUGUUCCAACAUCAGCGUGAUUUCACGCACAAUCAUUCGCAAUAUGCACCACCACCACCAACGGCAUCCUCGUUCCAUACGCAUGCGCAUCAUCAUGCAGCUGCUGCCGCACAAUAUGCCUCAUCGCAUUUGGGCUUUCAUCACAGCGCGACGGCCCCCAAUAUGAGCGCCACAACAAAUGGCGGUUCAUCACACUUUAUGCAACAGAAUUUCGGUAGUGCAGGUUUUAACUCCUCACCGAAAAUCAAUUAUCCUACAGUGCCACAGCCCUUCUAUCCUUCCUGGUACUAAGCAUGACUUAGAGGAUGUGAUUUUUUAUUGUAUAUAGUAUUUGUAAAUAAUGUAUAGUCUAGUAUGUAAUGAUUUUAUAGUUUUAAUGCUUGAGUUCAGGUUUCUACAAAUGAGGCUUUCGUUUUGUUUAGUAAUAUUAAUAAUAUAGGGAGAGUCUAAAUUCAUAUUUACCGAAGUGAAUUUUAGGAAUAUGUGUAUGUAUAUUAAUAGUUCGAAUCAAUUUAACUGUUCAUUCGCUUCAUAUAUUUUUCAUUUCGAACUAAUACAUUGUAAGCUAGUAUUGCUGGUUCAGCUUAUAAAAAAUUAAUGAAAAUAAUGCUUUAUAAAUAUAAGAAGAAGAAGACAUUUGCUUUAUUAUUGUAUUAUACUACAUAUUAAAUAUUAUAUAAAUCUAGUAAUAUUUAGUAAAAAAUAUUGUUAAUAAAUAUUAUUAAGUUAUUGAGUAAUCUAUUGAGAACAUAUAAAAAGAGUCGAACAUCACGGCUCUAGAAAGGGUU
This is a messenger RNA of Zeugodacus cucurbitae (melon fly), 2940 nucleotides long. It is a transcript of the gene prd, whose product is annotated as segmentation protein paired. The record is from RefSeq and is a predicted model, not a curated record. The coding region runs from base 500 to 2443 and encodes 647 amino acids. The transcript has 2 exons. Gene Ontology annotation, biological process: regulation of transcription by RNA polymerase II; anatomical structure development. Lineage: Eukaryota; Metazoa; Arthropoda; Insecta; Diptera; Tephritidae. Gene Ontology annotation, molecular function: RNA polymerase II cis-regulatory region sequence-specific DNA binding; DNA-binding transcription factor activity, RNA polymerase II-specific.